CGUGCUUCAUUCCUUCACUCCGGUUCAUUCAUUUCUUUCACAUAGACGUGUUUCCAGAGUGAAAGUGGUUAUAAUUUGAGAGUAUUGAAAACUAAUAAUUGUAUAUUCCUUUUCUUUCUAUACAUUAAUUUAAACACAAGAUGUCUCGUUAUCGAGAAUGGGAUCUCUCUUGCAAAGUUUAUGUGGGUAACCUUGGUACAAAUGCAUCUAAAUAUGAAAUAGAGAAAGUGUUUUCUAAAUAUGGAAGUAUAAGAAACGUGUGGGUCGCACGAAAUCCUCCGGGCUUUGCUUUCGUUGAAUUUGAAGACCCACGUGACGCCGAAGACUCUGUUCGUGGUCUGGAUGGAACACGUUGCUGCGGAACGAGAAUUCGUGUUGAAAUGUCCAAUGGCAGAACAAGAAGAGACAGACGAUAUUCCAGGUCCAUUUUAUCAACCAACCACCAACACACCAACGACCUCACCACAUCUCUUCACCACAACUACGGCUUCUUUACCAAUAAGACAUCCGCGACCGUCGCUCGCAACUACAUCCCGCUCAACUUCUGCGAUCGGCUCUCCAAACUACUACGCGCAGCUGAAGCCUUCACCAACUGCGUCCCCUCUAUCCUCUUAACGGCCAUUACCUAAAUCCCGAAACUCCUAAACACCUGGACCUAAAAUAUAACUAAUGAGAGCCACAUAGUAGGAACCUACAAUAUCCUGUGUAUCAUUGCAAACUCCUGAUGCUUCACGUCUGCACACUUACGUCGUCACCGAGGCACCGAACUAGACACCGACUUACGGCGAUCAACUUGUCCCCGUGUCCGCAAUUCGUUCUUGAAACUCCCGGUUAAAGUCAUCAUUCGAAGAUCACGUUGAAACUUGCUCCGCCUCGGUAUUCGAACCCCCUUCGGCCUCACAGCAGACCUCACAACGCUCGACGACCUACAGGCUCACCAAGUCUCGGUACUUUUUGAAUCCUAUACUUAGCACUGCCUUACCUUUUACCUGUAUCUAGAAUUAGAAAAAAUAAUAACGGCGUUUUACGAGCGAAAUUAAACAACAAAUCAAGAAAGAAAUACACUAAUUAAUUUUUCUUGAUAAUUUAUGUAGAGUAUCUUAAGAUAUUUGAAUAUUUAGUGCUAACUUUCCCCAAUACUUUUCAUAAUUACUACACGAAAUUGACAGACAAUGUAGCAAAUCUUUAUUUAUCUAAUCCAUAUAAAAUAAAUAAUUUUCAUAUAAAAUAAAGUGGUUCAAAUUCUGUACUAAACAGUAUCACAUAAAACAAAGUGGCACAUAAACUGAAAGUAAUCUCUGGAUGCGUGUAUUUUUUUU
Vanessa atalanta (red admiral) is the source of this 1319-nucleotide messenger RNA. RefSeq names its product RNA-binding protein 1 (gene Rbp1). NCBI's taxonomy places the organism in Eukaryota, Metazoa, Arthropoda, Insecta, Lepidoptera, Nymphalidae. The transcript is spliced from 4 exons. Gene Ontology annotation, biological process: mRNA splicing, via spliceosome. Bases 141 to 629 code for a protein of 162 amino acids. Gene Ontology annotation, cellular component: nuclear speck. The record is from RefSeq and is a predicted model, not a curated record. Gene Ontology annotation, molecular function: RNA binding.